Linum trigynum is the source of this 303-nucleotide messenger RNA. The record is from the annotation of a GenBank genome assembly. Lineage: Eukaryota; Viridiplantae; Streptophyta; Magnoliopsida; Malpighiales; Linaceae.
AUGUCAUCCAUCAGCACACUAAACCAGCCCCUUGAUCCCUGCAGUAACGCUGGCAGCUCAAGCAACCCUCCUGAAUUUGUAAAUCAUGGUCUUCUUCUAUGGAACCAGACAAGGCAGCAAUGGCUUGCAAAUAAGUUAACUCAGAGCAAAACACAAUCACAAGUUCGUGAACCCACGAUAAGUUGGAAUUCUUCUUAUGAGAGCUUGCUCGGGAGUAAUAAGCCAUUCACCCGUCCUGUUCCUCUGGCUGAAAUGGUGGAUUUUCUAGUGGACGUUUGGGAACAAGAAGGGUUGUACGAUUGA